Penicillium bovifimosum is the source of this 522-nucleotide messenger RNA. RefSeq lists its product as uncharacterized. Lineage: Eukaryota; Fungi; Ascomycota; Eurotiomycetes; Eurotiales; Aspergillaceae. The record is from RefSeq and is a predicted model, not a curated record. Bases 1 to 522 code for a protein of 173 amino acids. The transcript is spliced from 3 exons.
AUGAGGUCACGAGUCAAGAGUUACGCCCCCUUCUCCCAAUGGUUGUUCCUUUCUCUUCUUCUCCUUUCCCUUUCUCUUCCUUCCAUCAUCAAUUCCCUUCCUAUCAUACCAACAACAUUUAUCCAAAUUGAAACAAUGACUCGCUCGCACAAAUUGAAUGACCGUGAGCACCCAGUCGAAGGCACGAUGGGGACCCGCGACAAUCUGCCGAGAUACUUCGGCAAGACAGGCCCGACUGACGCCGACCCUCGCAAGACAAAGAAAGACGGAGGUGGCAAGGGCAAUUGGGGUCGAUCCGGAGAUGAGAUGCAGGACACCCACUACUCGUUCGCCAAUGCUCGGCGUCACUCCAACAGUAGCACACAUGGUCUGUCGGACUUCAAUACCAAGUUUGAGGGCAUUGACCAGGAACCCGUCUUCGAGGAGGAGGACUACGGCGAUGCUGGCAUGACUAAUGAGAGCAACAUGACCAAAGUUGAUAGUGCCAGCAGCAACAGUAGCGAGGCUGAGCGGAGAGUUUAA